ACGCCCAUGUACUUCUUCCUCUCCAACCUGUCCUUGGUAGACAUCUGUGUCACCUCCACCACCGUCCCAAAGAUGCUGGUGAACAUCCAGACACAGAGCAAAGCCAUCACCUACAAAGGCUGUAUCAGCCAGAUUUAUUUUUUCUCACUCUUUGCGUUGUUGGAUGACUUGCUUUUGACUGUGAUGGCUUAUGAUCGCUUCGUGGCCAUCUGCCACCCCCUGCACUACACAGUCAUCAUGAACCCCCGGCUCUGUGGACUGCUGGUUCUGGUGUCCUGGAUCACAAGUGCCCUGCAUUCCCUGUUAGAAAGUUUGCUGUUGUUGCGACUAACCUUCUGUACAGACUUGGAAAUCCCCCACUUUUUCUGUGAACUCAAUCUGAUGGCCCAACUUGCUUGUUUUGACAACUUUCUUAAUAACAUGGUGAUGUAUUUUAUAACUGUGCUCCUGGGUGGUGGUCCCCUCGCUGGUAUCAUUUACUCCUACUCUAAGAUAGUGUCCUCCAUACGUGCAAUCCCAUCGGCUCAGGGGAAGUAUAAGGCAUUUUCUACCUGUGCGUCUCACUUCUCAGUUGUCUCCUUAUUUUAUGGAACAAGC
Myotis davidii is the source of this 597-nucleotide messenger RNA. RefSeq names its product putative olfactory receptor 7A2. Gene Ontology annotation, molecular function: olfactory receptor activity. Gene Ontology annotation, biological process: G protein-coupled receptor signaling pathway. The transcript has a single exon. The annotation marks the transcript as partial. Lineage: Eukaryota; Metazoa; Chordata; Mammalia; Chiroptera; Vespertilionidae. The record is from RefSeq and is a predicted model, not a curated record. Gene Ontology annotation, cellular component: membrane.